AACAUCUCUAAUUGUGUGAAACGCCGCUAGACGGAAACUUGCAAAUCAUUUCGGGUUGCUUUUCGUCUUGGAAAUUUAUAAAAGCUAAAAAAAAAAUGAAUAGUUUUGGCAUAGAACAAUUCCCGGAUUAUAAAGUGCCCGGAGUGCAGCAUGUGGAUUUUUCUCCCUACGAGUCCAACGGCGGCUCCAUCGUUGCCAUCGCUGGAGAUGACUUUGUGGUUAUUGCCGCUGAUACACGACUGAGCAGUGGUUACAGCAUCCACUCUCGUGACCAGAGUAAACUUUUCGAAAUGUCAUCAAAAACGGUUUUGGGCUCCACUGGCUGCUGGUGCGACACCCUUUCGCUGACUGGGCUGGUUAAAGUGCGAAUGCAAAUGUAUGAGCAUACCCACAUGAAGACAAUGACGACUGAUGCAGUGGCACAAAUGCUUUCUAUUGUCAUGUAUAACCGCCGCUUCUUCCCCUAUUAUGUGUCCAACAUCUUGGCUGGUCUGGACAAGGAUGGUAAGGGCGCUGUCUAUUCAUACGAUCCCAUUGGUCAUUGUGAACGUGCGACUUAUCGUGCCGGUGGCACUGCUGGAGCUCUGUUGCAGCCAGUGUUGGACAACCAGAUUGGUUACAAGAAUCAAAACUUGUCCGCUGAUCAGUUGCCGCCACUUACUAAGGAACGUGCAGUUGCAGUUGCGUCUGAUACAUUCAUAUCGGCCGCUGAACGUGAUAUAUAUACUGGCGACUCGGUGCUGAUAAAUAUCAUUACUGCUGACGGAAUUGAGGAACGAAAGCUCCAAUUGCGCAAGGAUUGAAAAUGCUAAGGUCAAGGGUAACAAAAAAAACUGCAUUCACAUAUUACGUUCGACUUAAAUUUGUUGUAACUCUAUAAAUAAAACAAAAAUCUACAAGA
Molecule: messenger RNA, 901 nt
Organism: Drosophila hydei
Lineage: Eukaryota; Metazoa; Arthropoda; Insecta; Diptera; Drosophilidae
Gene: Prosbeta6
Product: proteasome subunit beta type-1
Exons: 2
Coding region: 96-803 (235 amino acids)
Cellular component (GO): proteasome core complex
Source: RefSeq, a predicted model, not a curated record